Solea solea (common sole) is the source of this 2626-nucleotide messenger RNA. It is a transcript of the gene alp3, whose product is annotated as alkaline phosphatase 3. The record is from RefSeq and is a predicted model, not a curated record. The coding region runs from base 40 to 1524 and encodes 494 amino acids. Gene Ontology annotation, biological process: dephosphorylation. Gene Ontology annotation, cellular component: plasma membrane. NCBI's taxonomy places the organism in Eukaryota, Metazoa, Chordata, Actinopteri, Pleuronectiformes, Soleidae. The transcript has 11 exons. Gene Ontology annotation, molecular function: alkaline phosphatase activity.
GUGGAAGGACAGGAGUGAGUCUCCAUUCGGAAUCUGGCCAUGGAGUCGACUAGAGGAGCCAUCUUGGUUGUUUUUCUGCUGGUGGCAUGUUCCUCAUCCAAUGCCAAAGUCGAAGAGGAGAACCCAGAGUUCUGGCGGACACAGGCCCGGAAGACGCUGCAGGAAGCUUUGGACAGGAAGCUCAAUACCAACGUUGCCAAGAACAUCCUGUUCUUCCUCGGAGAUGGAAUGGGGAUCACAACCUUUACAGCAGCUCGUAUUCUCAAGGGUCAACUGCAGAACCAGACAGGAGAAGAGACUGUGAUGACCAUGGACACAUUCCCAAAUGUGGGAUUGGUAAAGACCUAUAGUGUGGACUUUCAGAUUCCUGACAGUGCAGCCACAGGUACAGCUUACCUGUGUGGAGUGAAAACCAACCUCAACACCAUCGGAGUGAGUGCAGCUGCACGCAACGGAGCAUGCAAGACUCAGAAGGGCAGGGAGGUCACAUCUAUUCUGAAAUGGGCCAAAGACGCCGGUAAGUCUGUUGGUAUUGUCACAACCACACGGGUGCAACACGCUACUCCAGCUGCCAGCUAUGCCCACAGUGCCAGUAGGAAGUGGUACAGUGACGCUGACAUGCCUGAUGCUGCCAAGAGGGAUGGAUGCACUGACAUCUCCUCCCAGCUUCUCAAAAAUACUGACAUUGAUGUGAUCAUCGGUGGUGGCAGAAAGUACAUGACGCCCAGAGGCACCAAGGACCCAGAAUACCCCAGAGAUUUCUCCUCUCGAGGCAAGAGGAAGGAUGGACACAAUCUCAUCAAUGAGUGGAAGAAGAUGAAAAUGGGAAAGGUAGCGCACUAUGUGUGGAAUAAAACAGAUUUUGAUGCUGUUGACCCGGAAAAAACAGAUUACCUGAUGGCUCUGUUUGAACCUGGUGAUCUGCGCUUCGAGGUGGAAAGGGACCCAAGCAUGGACCCCUCCAUUGUUGAGACCACAGAAAAGGCCAUCCGCAUUCUCCAGAAGAAUCCUAAUGGCUUCUUCCUGCUAGUAGAGGGUGAGGACAAGACCACACACAACCAGUUCUCCAAUGGAUUCCCCUUCCGAGGACAAAGCAUUCUGGGUAAAUCCCCGCUGUGGGCUACAGACAUACAGCCUUACACCAUCCUGAUGUACGGCAAUGGACCUGGACACAAACUCAUCAACGGCUCGCGCCCUGAUAUCCGCAAUGUCAACACAAAAACUAAAGACUACGUCCAGCUGGCGGCAGUGCCCACAGAGUCGGCCACCCACAGUGGAGAGGAUGUGGCAGUGCUGGCCCGUGGACCCAUGGCUCACAUUUUCCAGGGCGUCAAUGAGCAAAACUAUGUCGCCCACGCCAUGGCCUACGCUGCCUGUGUGGGCACUGACCAGAGGCAUUGCCAGGGCCUAAAUGUAGUCGAAGCUACCACACCUGGUGAAAAUAUGGCCGUUCAGGUUCAUAGCUCAGUGGUUCUGGUCACUAGCCUCCUCACUUGUCUGGUGGUUCAAGUGGUGCUGAUGUAAGCUUCUGUUCAUCUGCAAAUCCUAAUGAUCUCACACCACAUGUGACAUUUAAGACAUGUAAGCUUUCUCUUAUUCAAAACAUGACGACCAGCAGGGAGACAAGUAAAAAUGGAUUUUAGCCACUUAACAAAGAGUUAACUCAAAGUCAGUGGUGUAUCCUCUGAAUAUGUUUGCUGUUUAUAAACAUGAUUAAUAUAUCAAAUAUUCAUGAUGGCUUUAAUCAAAUUGUAGUCACAGUUGGAAUACAAUGUGAAAACAUUAGUGCUGUCAGUUAAAUGCAACACCACUUUUCUAUGUUGAUAAAAGCAUUAAAAUGAGAAAAGAUAAUGGGACAAAUAGAAAUCAAGGGACAUUUAGAAUAGAUAUAAAUGUGCCAUUAAUUGGGAGUUAACUACUGUAUGACAUUAAUGCGAUUAAUUGUGAUUAAAUAUUUUAAUUGUUUGGCAGCACUAGAAAACAUAAUUUAGUGUCAUCCAGAAGGAAACUGACCUUUCUCUCUUCUACACCAAAGACCAUAGAGAAAAUCACAGUGUUUGGCUAACAGAUAUUUGGGAGCUGAUGUUCUAUACUGCUGCCAUAUGUGGUAAGUUUGUGGGACAUGAGUAAAUAAGAAAGGAUUUGAAACCCUGAAGUUAUGAAAUUACUUAUUUUAACUUGUUGGUGGAGGCAGUGGAUCAACAUCUCAUGUGUGAUGUAAAAUCACUGAUUUUCUCCAUGGACUUUGGUGUGGGAAGUGAGUAGUUUACUAAGUGACACAAACUUCAGUUUCCCUCUUGUGAUGGAUAAAAUGGUGUACAAUUUUCUAAAGAUAUCAUAGGUGAACAUUUUAUUAGAUGAACCUCUCGUUAAGCUGCUAAAAUCCCUGUUUUCAGUGAGCAUCCAUGUCUUGAGCUUAACGAUGUGUCAAUAGUACCGUAUACAACAUGUCAUAAAACCUUAACUAGGCUUUAAGGAGUUUCCCAGACGUCCAGUACAAAGAAUCAUUAUGUUAUGCUGUGAAUGAGGAUGGGCAUUACAAGUUUUGGAAUAAAAAUCCAUUGAAUGACAAUUUGUUUUGCAGUUUUCGCAUGUGUCAUUCUAAUAAAGUGGACCUUGACAUUUA